UUCCCUGAGCUGCUGUUUGAGGAAGAGACUGAGCAGUGUGCAGAUCUGUGCCUGAGGCUCCUGAGACACUGUAGCAGCAGCAUCAGCACGAUAAGGUCGCAUGCGAGUGCCUCACUUUACCUUCUGAUGAGGCAAAACUUUGAGAUUGGGAACAACUUUGCCAGAGUGAAAAUGCAGGUGACCAUGUCUCUCUCAUCCCUGGUGGGGACAUCCCAGAACUUCAAUGAGGAAUUUUUGCGACGUUCCCUGAAGACUAUUUUGACAUAUGCUGAAGAAGAUCUGGAACUUAGGGAGACAACAUUUCCCGAUCAGGUCCAGGAUCUAGUGUUCAACCUGCACAUGAUCCUCUCUGACACAGUUAAAAUGAAGGAGCACCAGGAAGAUCCAGAAAUGCUGAUUGACCUGAUGUACAGGAUCGCAAAGGGCUAUCAGAAUUCCCCUGACCUGCGCCUGACCUGGCUGCAGAACAUGGCUGGGAAGCACUCCGAGAGGAGCAAUCAUGCUGAAUCAGCCCAGUGCCUGGUCCACUCCGCGGCCUUGGUGGCUGAAUAUCUGAGCAUGCUGGAAGACCGAAAAUACCUCCCUGUAGGGUGUGUUACAUUUCAGAACAUAUCUUCUAAUGUUUUGGAAGAGUCAGCAGUUUCUGACGAUGUUGUGUCACCGGAUGAAGAAGGCAUCUGCUCUGGAAAGUAUUUUACCGAAGCUGGGCUGGUGGGAUUGCUGGAACAGGCCGCAGCAUCUUUCUCCAUGGCUGGCAUGUAUGAAGCAGUUAAUGAGGUUUACAAAGUCCUUAUUCCUAUUCACGAAGCUAAUAGAGAUGCCAAGAAGCUAUCUACUAUUCAUGGUAAACUCCAAGAAGCAUUCAGCAAGAUUGUUCACCAGAGUACUGGCUGGGAG
Messenger RNA from Eurypyga helias (sunbittern), 897 nucleotides. RefSeq names its product dedicator of cytokinesis protein 7-like. The record is from RefSeq and is a predicted model, not a curated record. The annotation marks the transcript as partial. Gene Ontology annotation, biological process: small GTPase-mediated signal transduction; axonogenesis; positive regulation of GTPase activity. Gene Ontology annotation, molecular function: guanyl-nucleotide exchange factor activity. NCBI's taxonomy places the organism in Eukaryota, Metazoa, Chordata, Aves, Eurypygiformes, Eurypygidae. The transcript is spliced from 7 exons.